AGUGGCGCUGCUGUGCCGACCAGUAGUGACAAGAUGGCGACGCCCAGUGAACUGUCUAUCGAAGAGAUUCGCGAAUAUUUAUUGGAAAAUGGGGGCACUGCUCGUAAUCACGAUCUGGUGAAGCACUUCAAGAAGUUCCUAACGGAUCCGGAAACACGAGUCGAGGCACGAAAUCGGUUCAAGGAGUAUGUAAACACCCUGGCUACUAUAAAGAACGAAGAGGGUGAAAGAUAUUUGGUUCUGAAGAAGAAGUAUCGUCUAAAUUCUCUGCAACUGUCGUCUCCGGAUCAAAUUGGAUCACCUAUUUCCACUGCCGACAUAUCUACCCCGGUUUCUCCGUUACGAGUUCCGCCACCCUACCGGGCCCCACCUCCCGCACCCCUCAGUCCGCCGGCGAAUAAUACGAACGCACAUCGCGAGGAGUCGUGUUCGAAUUUCUCCCGCGAAGAAGUCGCUAUCAGUGCACAGAAAAAUGGCGUUGAUCAAGUCGAGACCGGAUUUUCAACAUCGUCACCUCCCGUACCGCCACGCCGUAAAAGUCAAGAUAAGAUCAAGAUCGAGAAUAAGGAGAACGUGGACAAGAAUAAGGGAGGAUCAGAGGCUGUUAUCAAGGAAGAUGAGGCCGUCGCGACGAAUCCGGGCUCAACCGAGCAAUUAAGCUUCCGCGAGCGGAUGCAACGUUUCAACCGGAUGGCUAGCGAAACCGAUCUCCAAGGCAGGCCUAACGGCACUAUCACACCUACUAAAAAGCGAUCUGACAAGGGCGCCGACGAAGAUGACAGCGCUUCCGUUGCCUCGCAACUGGACGGGAAGUCACGGGAGUGGUUGGUCAGAGCGGCGCAAGGGGAUUAUCAGGCAUUGGCGAAAUUGGCCACGGAAGAACCUCGCCUCACCCGACUCAAGGAUCCAACGUCCGGCGCCGAUACGCGAUUGCCAGCUCGGCGUAACUUGAUUGCUGGCUGUCAACGAUCGUCCGACUGUAUUCUCGAUUAUUAUUCCACUCUGCGACAGCACCUCUUUCACCCCCUCGUAACAUCGGCUAACGACAUAGAUCCCCGCCGCGCAACGUUUAAUCGCAACUACUAUACGGCGUUGCACUGGGCGGCCAAGCACGGCGACGAGAACAUCGUGAAGCUGAUCGCGGGUACCUACAAGGAUUAUAUCAAGAGCGUCAAUGAGACUUCGAACGGGGGAUACACGCCGUUGCACAUCGCGAUGCAGUUCGGUCACGAGAAUAUCUUCAAUCUGUUGGUUCAGGUGUACGGUGCGAACCAAGAGGUACGCGACUACAGCGGAAAGAAGGCCAGACAAUACUUGGUCUCCCAGGAGGCCGCUGUCAGUCAGGACACCUUCCGCAGGAUUACUGCUGCCGCUACGCUCAGGCAAGUUCAGAAGCACACCUCUGCUAAAGUAGUAAAGCGCUUGUGUCGCAAGAUUAAAGUAGCCGCACCUUAGAGUAACGUAUGACUGUCACUUUUGUCGACGCUGACGUGAGUAUUGCGCGGAGAAUCCGCGGGUCCACUUCGCGUUUUUAACACGCUACGCCAUCGAGAUAUCUCGACGGUCUACGACAGGAAGAAGACUCUCCGAUAUUUUUUUUUUUUCUAUCCUUUUGUUUUAUUUAUUAUAUUCUUUUUUCCUUUCUCUCUUACUUUUUCCUCUAAUUCAAUCGGUAUCCGAUAAACAGUGGACCCGUUCAUUCCCGAAAUUCCAAUGGAAUCAUGUACUCGUGACUCUUCGCUUCAGUCUUUUCUUUUUCAACGAAUCGCACACCACUGAUUAUUUUUGUGAUGUCUUUACACGUAUACUUAACUGUAAACGCGUAUAAAGUCGCGAAGUGUGGCUGUUUGCGAACGCGUAAAUAUUUCGUUUAUCUCGUUUAUUUAUUGUUUGAUGAUGUCGUGUUGCUAUUAAUUGAACGUUGCGCUUGUCACCGAAUGCCUCGACGUAAUUAAAUCACACUUGUGUAACGAUCGAUGCGUGGCAUUCUCGUGUUGCGAUACUCUCGAGGCUUGACGCAACGCACGUGGUAUCGAGAAGGCUGAAAAUAAAACUGGUGAACAAGCAUAAAUCCUCGCCUCACGUUGUCUCCAAACGAUUUGUCUUUGAACGAAAAUUACGUUUCAACGAUCAAUCGAAGUGGCAGUAGUACCUGAAAACACUCCCAGCACCGUAGAAACGAUGUGAUUUAACCCUGUCAGCCGACGAUGCGAACAGUUCCUGAAUGCCGCGAUUUUAUCUCGUUCAAUUUACACGUUUAUGCUCUCCGGCGAUCGCGUAAGACGGCGAGAACGACUCGGGCCUGUUCCACAUCGUCGGCUAACGACAAUCGUCAGUGUUUUCUUUGUUGUCACUGUUCAACGCGUUUGAUGGUAAAGCAUGUGUACGCGAGCAUGAGAAAAUUUACCGAUUUCCUUCAUUCACGUCCGUUUUCCGUACGCGUUGCACCUCUAGAUCUCGACAAUUGAAUAAUCGUCAGUUUUAUUUUAACAGAGAUUCGCUUUGUUACACGUCCUAUCAUUACACGUUAAUUGUAUGCAGCGCGAGUUCACUCACCCUUUUGAUCUUCCGUUCGAUGAAACACGCGAGAAGAUCGACUACUUCCCGCCGCGGCGCCGGAAGGCGCUCGCACGACUUCGCGGCAAACAUCGACUUCACGCGCGAAUACGAAGCGACACGAGUUACUUUUUAACCAGAUUAACUCUCUCGGUUGUAUCUCCGUCCUGUUUCGAUUGCUCGUCGAGUAUGAAAGACGAGUUUAAUCGUUUUACGAGCGAAUCCAUCUUCGAUGCUCGGUUGCGUGGAAGAAGUUUGUUUUUAGAUGAUCAGUGCUUAGUAGCGUCGUAGCAAGUUGUAACAGAGGCUGACUGCCUACGUAUUUCGUAUAUUUUUCUACGAUUAACGACGAAGACAAGAAUUUCAAGAGCUUGCUAUUGACUCAAACGAGUACGAUAAAUUCUCUUAUUCGUUGUCGCUGAUAAUAAUCAGCCUAUUUUACGAGCUACUUUAUCACGUUAAACGUAAUACUACGUUAGGUAGCGUUAAUUGGUCAAAGUUAUCACAAAUCUUACGAAUACUAAAGCUUCUUUAAUUUAAGUAUUUUGAUCAACUGCGACAUCGCUGAUCACUGAUUAUUUCUAUGACAGUUGACGUAUUGAUUCGAGAAGAAAUUUCGACAGAGCGUUUUCUUAAGAAUUUUUAUAGAUUCGUCUAGAAACUUUGAACGAUUAUAUUAAUCGAUCAAUGUGGUUACCAAGCACUGAGCAUCUCUGCAGCUCCUCCAUUCGUUAUUAACCAACGUCGACAGCCAGCAAAUACAACGGAAGCUGUCGUUCUAACGUUUUCUAACCACGACGACUAAUUCCGUUCGGUCGUUUAGUGGCUUUCUGAUAAUUUUUAAUAAUCACUCCGUGUCUACUAAUCCUUGAUACUCCUCUUCUUCGACGACCGCGCGCGUCGUCGUGCCUCCACGAGACAGUCUCAAAUGAUUUUCUAUUUUAUUUCAGAAAUAAAAGCAAGGAAAAAGCAUGCAGGUAAGAAAUAAUACGCAUGGAACGAUCACUAAUUAAAUGGAGCUAUAGUUUAGUGCAUGCGUCGGGCCGAUCUGUGGAGUAGACAGUGUGUUCGGUAGAGUGGUUUUUCGUUUUUCUCUAAACCUGGUACACUACCACUUGUUUCUAUUCGCAGUAUUAUUCUUUAGACGGAAAGUGAAAAGAUUAUUAGGAUCCGUAUUGGUAACGUAGAAUUUUCACUUUCUACUUCGAAAUAUCUUUAUAUAGAUCUCCGACAUAGGAUUAUUCUAUGACCGAAACGAAGAAAAUUGGCGUUGCUCGACUAUCUUUAUACACGUAGCAUAACUCGCGAAAAAUUAUACCAGACACUCGAUACUUUCUACCGUCAAUUUUCUCCUUUCUUAUAGAUGAACUCCUAGUCUCGAAUUUCUACAAUUACACUUUACAACUGACGCAUCUAUCCCUCGCACAAGUCUGCGUAUCUCGAAACAAUUGCCCUCUUAGGUAUCUCACAAAAAUCUUGCUCCUCGUUAACAACAACCUCAUCUUACUCUAACGCCAUUCCGUUUA
This is a messenger RNA of Bombus terrestris (buff-tailed bumblebee), 4082 nucleotides long. RefSeq names its product ankyrin repeat domain-containing protein SOWAHB (gene sowah). Lineage: Eukaryota; Metazoa; Arthropoda; Insecta; Hymenoptera; Apidae. The record is from RefSeq and is a predicted model, not a curated record. The transcript has 15 exons. Gene Ontology annotation, molecular function: protein binding. Bases 34 to 1455 code for a protein of 473 amino acids.